Molecule: messenger RNA, 903 nt
Organism: Brugia malayi
Lineage: Eukaryota; Metazoa; Nematoda; Chromadorea; Rhabditida; Onchocercidae
Product: Glycine-rich cell wall structural protein 1 precursor, putative
Exons: 2
Coding region: 1-903 (300 amino acids)
Source: RefSeq, a predicted model, not a curated record
AUGGCAAGAAGACAUUUACUGUUUGUUUAUAUUAUUUUCUGCUCCAGCAAUAAUGCACCAAUGCGACAAGCUAAUCGGGAAGGUGUAAGGGAUGGCGGUGCUGCGAUAGAGGAUGAAAAUAUGGAUGCUGGUAUGAUGGGUGGUGAUGCUGGUGGUGGUGGCGGUGGUGGUGGUGGUGGUGGCGGUGGUGGUGGUGGUGGCGGUGAUGCUAGUGGUGGUGGCGGUGGUAGUGGUGGUGGUAGCGAUGCUGGUGAUGGUGGCGGUGGUGGUGGUGGCGGUGGCGGUGGUGGUGGUGAUGCUGGUGGUGGUGGUAUGAUGGGUGGUGGUGGUGGUAUGAUGGGUGGUGGUGGUGGUGGUAUGAUGGGUGGUGGCGGUGAUGCUGGUGGUGGUGGUAUGAUGGGUGGUGGUGGUGAUGCUGGUGGUGGUGGCGGUGGUGGCGGUGAUGCUGGUGGUAUGAUGGGUGGUGGUGGUGGUAUGAUGGGUGGUGGUGGAGGUGAUGCUGGUGGUGGUGGCGGUGGUGGUGGUGAUGCUGGUGGUGGUGGCGGUGGUGGUGGUGAUGCUGGUGGUGGUGGCGGUGGUGGUGGUGAUGCUGGUGGUGGUGGCGGUGGUGGUGGUGAUGCUGGUGGUGGUAUGAACGGUGGUGAUGGCAUGAUGGCUGCUGAUGGUGGUGUUGUGGCGGUUGCUGCAGAUUUCGUAAUGAAGGAUGCGGUUGAUAGCAUAGAUUGUAAUCGAGACAAGAUUUGGGUGAAUGGUCAGUGUAAACCGGACUUUUUGGAGAUUGAAAGCGAAACAGCGAUGUCAAAAUUGGAACCGUUUAAUUCAUACAAAAUCCAAAAUUCAGAAGGUAAUAGAGAUUUGAUGUUGAUGUGUUACAAAUUUGAAAAUUCCCUUAUAAUUUUGUAA